Molecule: messenger RNA, 1449 nt
Organism: Pyricularia grisea
Lineage: Eukaryota; Fungi; Ascomycota; Sordariomycetes; Magnaporthales; Pyriculariaceae
Exons: 1
Coding region: 1-1449 (482 amino acids)
Source: RefSeq, a predicted model, not a curated record
AUGGAUUACUUCGACAACCAAGGGCGACGGCCUGAUGACGCCACCGUCCCAUGCACCGACCCGAUGAUCAAUCCCGAUAUGAGGACAACCACCACUACGGGUAAUAAUCUCAUGAAUAACAACACAGUAGAGGCUUCCUCACAAAGGCGUCGUAAUGAUGGUCAGUUCGCAUCAAGGGAAGAAUGCGAAAGGCUACUUGCCCCGCCCUCUCGCAACAACUCACCGCUGACUGGCCCAGCUUCAGAAUCUUGGGUCGAGAUCGCCUCGCAGCCAUCCUCGUCGUCUCUUUCCUCCAUCGGCGACGAGAUCGUCACAACCGGUCUGCGCGUCCAUCGUCGCCGACACCAACUACACAGCCGUCAACCCCACAGCCAAACCAGCAACAGAAGCGCGAUGCCGCAGUCGUAUCUAGUCAGCCAUACCGCUGCACGGGGCAACACAAGUAGUCAGGAGGACAUCGGUACAGAGAGCGAGUCAGAUACAUCACCUUUGCACUUGGGGUCCCGACAGCAGACAGUCAUGACCGUGGAGAACCCAUCUUCAGGCUAUGAUGACGACGAUGAUGAUUCGGGCGACGAGAACGCCACGGCUCUGGGACGGCCUGCCCCACCGGCUUUCAGGCCGCAACCAAAUGCCUUCUCACAUCCUCCCAGUCACCUCACCCACAGGCACUCAACUCCUUCGUACUCUAGCAGUGGUUUGAACCCGCACGAGCGCGUCUCGGGCUACCGGAGCAGGCGGUCUUCGUACUCGCGGGGCUCGCACCAACGGCCAAACUUCAUGUCGCCCAGUUACAGGGAGGACAACGAUGCAGCACUGCGAGCGUCUCUGACAACGCUGCUUUCGUGCGCGGCGGCCGCGCGGGCGCUGCCCAAGCGCAAUGGCGAGCCCGAGGCCGUCGUCGCGGGCCCUUCAUCCAACGUGGCCGCCCUGCAGCCGAUGGGGCUGCGGCUCGUGCCCGAGACGGAGCUCAUGCGCGGGCCAGAUGUGUCUCCACGAACGACAUCUCCCCCGGAGCCCUCAAAGGCGCAGGCGCAGACACAGCCUUCGGUGACGCGGACGCCGUCGUCGACAUCGGAUCGCAGCGCCGACAAGGUCAGCAAGCGAUCGCAAAAGUCGGCAUCUGGCCCUAGCAGAGCGACCAAGAAGAAGCGGACUUCCGAGUCGGCUGCAGAUAAUCUGUCGGUCGCUGCGACGUACUACAUCAGCCCGACUCUGAUGACGUGGGUGGUCGGUGCCGGGGUUGUCGUGCUGGUGUCAGUUGUUGGGUUCGGCGCGGGCUACGUGAUUGGCAGAGAGGUCGGGCGGCAGGAGGGUGCCGGCGCGAUCGUGGGCGGAGUGGGCCGCACCGGCAACGCCACGGGCUCGUGCGGGCGCGAGAUUGUGCAAGGUACCGGCACACUGAGGCGGUUCAGGUGGGGGAGCAUGGGCAGGAGCGUGGUGGCCUGA